CGACUCAGUCACGGGUGCGCGCCCUACAAGUGAAAGCGAAAGGAUGUGUGGUACGAAAGUGACGCUUCCCCGCAUACGCUUACAAAUGUCGCAUCUUUCUGCCUUGCGUAGUUAUUUUGUAAACAUUCGCGAGGCUUUACCCGACGGAUUUUCCUCUGAACCUUCCGGGAGAAGUGGACAUGCAUGUGCUGGUUAUUUUUAUUUUCGUUACGGCCGAAUAUCACCAUAAUAUUGUGGGAGCGAGCGGUGUGUGUGAACCCCUGAUUCAGGAAAACAACACAUUGCCUGUUAACUCAACUUCAAUGCCUGUUAACACAAGAAUACGCACUCCGUGUAAGGAAGGCUACCUAAGGAAGCCAGGAACAUCCAACAUGUACCGCUGCGCUGCAAAAGGCGGCAAACUAAGCUGGAUAAAUGACCUUAAACUUGAGUGCAUACCUGAUCCAAGAAUACCCCCUGUAAAAGAGCCGCCUGUAACAAUGGCCAGUGAGAUUUCCUCUUCAACAUGGAGCACAAGCAGACAAAAUAUAACAACAGGGUCACCACCUACCCAAUCAAGCACACUUAGUACAACAACAGUAACAACAGAUGCCCCAAGAACUGAGCUAAAUUUAACAACAUCCACCACCGAAAAAAUACAAACUAUCUGUGUUACAAUCAAGCCAAAAACAGAAGCCACAAAUGAAGGUACCACAAACGAAACAACAACCUACCCGACAACAGAGCCGUCUGUAAAUAUGACCAGUGAGAUUCUCUCUUCAACACGGAGCACAAGCAGACAAAAUAUAACAACAGGGUCACCACCUACCCAAUCAAGCAAGCCUAGUACUACAACAGGAGCCAAUACAUCUACGAACACAUCAGCCUCAGAACAUAAUCAGCAGAAGCAACAUGAUAGAAACGCAUCAAUCAUAGGUGUAGCUGGAGGAAUAAUUCUUGUGUGUCUAGUAGCAGCAGCAGCAGUACUUUGGUGGAGAUGUAAACGUCGAGCCACUAACCCGGCAAAUGAGAUUCAGCUAGACCACACCAACUAUGCCGCCUGUAUUACCUACAUACCUGUACCAGUCUCUGAACAUUGUUCAGCUGAACCACCAGACAUGGAUGCCGCAGCCAACAAGUCCACAACAGACUCACAGACUGAGUGAACAAAUAAAGCUUCGCCCUUGAUGUGGACACGUUUGCCAAGCUCCUCCCACAGACAUGGUGCUUCUUAAUCAUCUAAUUGAUGCUAUUUUGGUUUAUCACUCUUCCGUCCUCUAGCCUGAGACCCUAAAAUCGACUGACAUACAUGCAAUUGAGAAGCACCCAGAAGACUUUACUCUUGCACAUACCCCUGUAUAAUGUAUCUCAUCUCACUUCUUGCUUUUUAAGCAUUAUGAUAAAAUAAAGUUUUUAUAUUGUUUUUAAAAA
Messenger RNA from Misgurnus anguillicaudatus (oriental weatherfish), 1410 nucleotides. Lineage: Eukaryota; Metazoa; Chordata; Actinopteri; Cypriniformes; Cobitidae. The record is from RefSeq and is a predicted model, not a curated record.